This is a messenger RNA of Penicillium verhagenii, 1533 nucleotides long. RefSeq names its product Dyp-type peroxidase. The coding region runs from base 1 to 1533 and encodes 510 amino acids. Gene Ontology annotation, cellular component: cytosol. Gene Ontology annotation, molecular function: heme binding; peroxidase activity. Lineage: Eukaryota; Fungi; Ascomycota; Eurotiomycetes; Eurotiales; Aspergillaceae. The transcript has 7 exons. The record is from RefSeq and is a predicted model, not a curated record.
AUGCCAAAGGAGUUUGAGUCCUACCUCUUCUACAAGAUUACCGACAUACGAAGAUUCCGCAAUGAUCUCAGAGACUAUAUCAGCAACAUCACCACCGGUUUGGAUUGCGAAGCCCGCCUAGCAAAUAUCAAAGCUGCCCAAGAUGCAGGUGUUCCCAGAAAGGUUCACAUGUCGGGUGUGAAUGUUGCAUUCAGCCAGAAGGGGCUACAAAAGGUAUAUUUGAAGUUUUCGAUUCCCGAGAUUGAUGGAGCCGAGCUUGAUGACGGCUUGUUCGAGAAGGGCAUGUACAGCGACCUCGUUUUCGAGGGUGCUGAUGCCCCCGAAAGACUACUUCCGGAAUUCAAACCUCCGCCUGGACACAACUCCGCCAAAGAUGAUGACAGUUGGCGCUGUGACUUGGUCUUUAUUGUGGCUGCUUCAAGCGAUCAGAACCUGAACGAUGGCAUUGCGAAACUUGAAACCAACUUCCACUUGAGAGAUUUCAACAAGAGAAGUCUCGAGUUGGUGGUCGCGAAACAUGGACAGCGUCGACCAGGAGAGCUUCGCGGCAGAGAGCACUUCGGAUUCGAAGAUCACAUUUCGCAACCUCAGAUCCAGGGCCUUGAUCCCGAGCCCAAGAAAAACGAGCCGCUUUCGUGCCCUCCAGGAUAUAUCUUCGUUGGUCACGACGGCGAUCCGAGACAGCACAAAAUGCCGCCUUGGUCUUAUGAAGGCAGUUUCCUGGUUUUCCGCCAGAUGGACGAGAAGGUUCCCGAGUUCAACAAGUUCGUCAAGGAAGCCGCAAGCAAGAUCCCCAAUUAUCAGGGAGAUAACGGCGCCGAGAAAUUGGCAGCUCAUAUGAUGGGACGCUGGAAGAGUGGCGCGCCCGUGGCUUUGACACCCGACAAGGAUGACCCAAGUAUGGCAACAAGAAACGAUUUCGAUUUCCGACCUAAGCAGAGCAUUUUGGGUUGCCCCUUUGCCGCCCACGCCCGCAAGAUGCGCCCCAGAGCCGAUCACAAGCGCGAUCUUGGAAAGUAUGACGAUGACCUCGUGGCCGGGCAAUUUACCGAUCCACAGGUGCCCGGUCCUGAGAACCCUCCGGAUGAGGAAGUCGACAGUGACGAGGAGCCAGAUCAGGAGCCUGAUAAGGAAGAUGCUAGCGUAAUCCUGCGCCGUGGUAUCACUUUUGGCCCCGAGCUUGGAGCCGACGAGACGGAAAAGACACUCAGAAGCCGUGGUAUUUACUUCACCUGCUAUCAGAGCGAUAUUCGGGAUGGCUUCAAUUUCCUCAUGACCCGAUGGGCAAGCAACAGCGUUUUCCCGACGUCCAAGAAGAGAACGCACCAGGAUGGCCCUGGAAUGGAUCCAUUUAUCAACCAGAGACAGCGCAAAGAUCAUCCUGAGGGUCACAUCAGUUUAUACGACGGAUUGGAUCCGGAGAAGACACACAAGCUUGAACUUGGUACCAGUCCUUGGGUGGACCAGCGGGGUGGUGAAUAUUUCUUUACCCCGUCCAUCCGAGGUCUGCACUGGUUCUGCAAUAGUGUAUAG